This is a messenger RNA of Acomys russatus (golden spiny mouse), 1883 nucleotides long. RefSeq names its product T cell leukemia translocation altered (gene Tcta). The coding region runs from base 293 to 613 and encodes 106 amino acids. The record is from RefSeq and is a predicted model, not a curated record. Lineage: Eukaryota; Metazoa; Chordata; Mammalia; Rodentia; Muridae. The transcript is spliced from 3 exons.
UUAACCAAUCAUCGCAGCCGCGUGGAGCAUCACGGGAACUCUGGGGCUAUAAAAGACCGAGUUGCUAUUUUAUACUCACCGAAUCACUCAUCCUCUAAGUAACCAGGGCGGGGCCGGGUGCGCCUGCGCGGUUUUAAAACCCCGCCCCAAACUGCCAACACUUCGCGCAAGCAAAGUAGAUCUUCCUUGCUUCAUACUACGCGUGCGCACUGACAGGCCUCACCCCGGAAGACCAUACGCUUGCGCAGUGAGGACUAAGGUGACAGUAAACCCGGUGGGGCGCUGGCCAGUCAUGGCGGAACCUUGGUCUGGGCAGUUUCUACAAGCUCUUCCCGCUACGGUGCUCGGAGCUCUGGGUACCCUGGGCAGCGAGUUCCUGCGGGAGUGGGAGACCCAGGACAUGCGAGUGACUCUCUUCAAGCUGCUCUUGCUGUGGUUGGUGUUAAGUCUCCUAGGCAUCCAGCUGGCGUGGGGGUUCUACGGGAACACGGUGACCGGGUUGUAUCACCGUCCAGGUCUGGGUGGCCAGAAUGGAUCCACACCUGAUGGCUCCACAAAUUUCCCUUCAUGGGAAAUGGCAGCAAAUGAACCUCUCAAAACCCACAGAGAAUAAGGGAAGGCAGCAGCAGAAGGGUCUCCAGAGACACCACUGGGUCUGCUGGCUCCUGUGCUGCAUCUUGCUGUGGCCCAGACCCCUUGGACAACUGCGGAGGGCUUGGGGUUGGGGGGCUGGAGUACAACAGUGCUUCCAGGGUGAGCUUCCUUUGCCCUCAGCCUUGCCUCCAGCAGCUACAGGUACUGGGCAGGUGAAGUUUGUCUCUACCCUUGUGUGGUUACCCUAAGGAAAGAGUCUGUCAAGGGUCAGAGCUGAAAAGCAUUUUAGUUGAGGAUGUCAGUCAUUCUUUUUCUUGCCUUGGCUUUUUCCUGACUUCCUCAUCCCCUUGGGAUCUUACAGAAAUUUGUCCUAAGAGGGAUCUCAAGAGAUUGACCAGUUCUGAGAUUUAUAAGGAAAAUCUGUUCUCCCUUAAACCCUGAUUUCCUAUCCUUUGCUUUGUAGGCAAAAAGGCAGCUAAUCUUGGUCUGGACUCGGGCACCAAACAUAUACUUCCCUGGCCCAGGCAGAGGAAGUUUAUCAUUUCCCAACUGACUUACUUUUCUGUUCUUUGAGAGCAGGUUGAGUCCCUGAGAGACUGCUCACUCAGAGCCCUAGUGGUGGCUACCAUCUCCACUGCCUAAGUACCCAUGGGGUUUCUGGUGUGCACCUUGCCCCCUCCCAGGGAGGCACUAAACAGUCAGUUUAAUGAUUUCGUUGUGCCAUUUGGCCUUAUCACUUCUUGUCUUGAGAAGGGCCUAAUCUUGAGGACCCACUAGCAUCAUUUCAGUCCUGAGGAAUAUCACUAAGUGAGCCACAGGCCAGACAGUCCUGGGCCCUUCACAGUGAGUCAAGAGGUUCCAAAGGGUGGGUAGCCAGUUCCCCCAAAAAAUACCACUUCUGGAGAAUACUAUGGUUCCUAAAAAGCAUUUUGGCCCUGGAUCUGUCGCCUUCUCUAAUGGUAGUCCUCCUGUCUCUGCUGGCCCACUAGCUACCUCAGGUGUCCACUCUCUGUUAGAUGUCACAUAGGCAUCUGGCAGCCUUUGCCUACAGAGACUUUGUAGCAGGUAUACUGUAAGUGAAACUGGACUGAGCCCCUCAUGCCCAUGAACAUACCCAGAGAUGUCAUCUAUCUGUAUGGCAGAACGAUGUUCUCCACAGCCCCAUACCCACCCACUGACAUCGCUACAAAGAGUCAAGGUCUCACAUUCUAGCCCAGAAGUGACUGAAGAUGUGGCAUAAUAAACACUGAAAUGCAUGAGCUGUGUGGUUAUUCCAACAGGACAGUGUG